Molecule: messenger RNA, 921 nt
Organism: Rotaria sp. Silwood2
Lineage: Eukaryota; Metazoa; Rotifera; Eurotatoria; Philodinida; Philodinidae
Source: the annotation of a GenBank genome assembly
AUGAAUUCAGCCUAUGCUCAAUCGGAUAAUUGUUCUCGUGAAGUUCAUCUAGCUAUAAGUACAGGCAAACCAUUGAUUCCUCUACAAAUGGAAAAGCAAAAAUGGCCACCAGAAGGUGCUCUUGGUCCAAUUAUGAGUGAAUAUUUGUAUAUACGGUUCUAUGAUCGUAAAACAAACGUUGACAAUUAUUGGCCUGCAGAUAAAUUCCCAGAGCUGCUUGGCCAGAUUCGUUAUCAUGUAGCACCUAAUCUUGAUAUAAUUAGCUCACAGUAUCAAAAUUGGUUUCUACCACAAAUUGAUAAUUUAAUCUUUCUUCAACAAACAGCAAUCGACGGAAACGAUAAAAAAGUUGCUUUGAAAGACAAUAUUCCACUCGAUGUUACUCAUCCGCAGAUCAUGAUAUCGUAUCAAUGGGAUCGUCAAACUGACAUUAUUGCUUUGUACAAACGACUUACACAAUUGGGUUAUCGUUGUUGGCUUGACAUAUUUCAGAUGGGUGGUGGUGAUUCAUUAUUCGAAAAGAUUGAUGCUGGAAUUCGUAAUGCUAAAUGUAUACUUGCUUGUGUGACGCCAAACUAUACAAAAUCAACUAAUUGUCGACGAGAAAUGUCCUUAUCUGAUGCACUUGGAAAGCCCAUUGUGCCAUUGUUACUCGAAGCAACAGAUACAUGGCCUCCGUCUGGUCCGAUGGCACUUAUUUUUACUGAUAAACCGUACAUCGAUUUUUGUCCUUCGAAUCCGAAUUAUCAGAAGAAUGACAUAUGGUCAUCGGUAGAAUUCAACAAAGUGAUUGAUCGACUGAAAACAACUAUAACUGGAGUUCAAACAAAUCAAUCUCAAAGUGUUGUUAAUACCAAGCGAUCAAUAUCUGCCGAAAGUACAAAAAAUGUGGUGCCAAGUAAAUUAUGUUGCAUCUUGUAA